Molecule: messenger RNA, 1380 nt
Organism: Rhipicephalus sanguineus (brown dog tick)
Lineage: Eukaryota; Metazoa; Arthropoda; Arachnida; Ixodida; Ixodidae
Exons: 7
Coding region: 221-1321 (366 amino acids)
Source: RefSeq, a predicted model, not a curated record
ACCAUAUUGUUGUGCGAGCUAUGCUAGUUUCUGUUCCGCGGUUCCGCAUUUCUGCAUGCUUAGAAGCGGUAAGUUUCGUGGGCACAUCUAAUGUGCGGGAUAACCGUGACCGCCGGUGGAUCGUGCGUUUAUUGCACGUUUUAUUGCUCGUUUUAUUGUACCUGCACGUUGACUCGUCAGAAACUCGCGGGAGAGCCUAAACUGGCUCAACAGCAACGUGAUGGCUGCAGUGGCGUCGUCAGCGUGUGCCCCAGCCGAGGCGGCAAAGCAUGUCAGGACGAGAAGCAGCAGAACAGUUCGAGCGGCGGUACCUUUUUCACCUGACGUCAAGUUAACGUCGAGAAGGAAAAAGAAAAAGGCAGCCAACAAAGAACCCACCUGCUGCAAGAAAUGUGGAAUUACACUGAGGGGUUCGACUAAGCAUCUUUGUGCUGCGUGCUGCGAGCCAUCCUUGGACGUUGGACCUGAAGAAGCUCAAAGCAACCUGGAGUUCGAGGAGAACAAAAAGAAAUAUUUGGAGGAGGCGAAGGCCUUUGCAGCGAACCUUGCCAAGGUUUUUGACGACCUAAACGCAGAGCGUCUUUUCUGUCCGGUGUUCAAACCUAAAGGUCCUUGUGCCUGUAUCCAGGGGUAUCUCAGUGGUGAUGGCUCAGAGCAGAGAGUCCGCAGUCUGCUACAGCUUCUGCAGGAAGCCAAGAAACUGUCACAGCAAAAGUGCUACAACUGGGAGGAAGUCAAGCGCGUUGGGAAAAGCCACGCAGUGGGCAUGGGCAAUGGCCAGAAGCACAGUGAGUCCUUUGAGCUGUUCGUGAACGAACAUCGACCUCGGUUACGAGAGCUGAAGCUGUGUGAACGAGCAACGCAGAAGGUGCUCUUCUAUUCCAACAACUUUCUUCACCGGGACCUCAAGACGGAGCCUAAUAAAGGCCGACGAAUUCAGCGGACCAAGGGCAAGGCGGCGCUCGGGAAGCUGAGGAGCCUGGACCAACUUGCUGAGGACAAGUGUUGCCAGCAGAGGUGUGCAGGACUUGCACAGCGAUACGCGACGCUGGUCAGUCAGUGGCGGGAGCGUUCGCAGAUGGGCCAGACUGAGAAUCGUCGUGUUCUGGCCGAGAUGCUGACUCCGAGUGGACCAAACUCGACAAACUGCUACAAGUUCAUCUCCUGGGUCACUGGUUGCAGCUUCACGACGAUAGCCAAAGUCAGCAAGCAGAUGUUGGCCACCGGAGGAGAUCGCGAACCACCACCUCACAAGCUCAAGAAGUUCUGGGACGCUAAAAACACCUCGCAAGAAGAGAGCAUACAGAACGAAUCAUCAUGAGCCUCCAUAUUACUUUCAUUCUUUAUAUUCGUCUCUGUCUUGUCAGAUAUCAUUUCACU